UUAUUGAAAGAGCUACAAUGGGAGAAGAACUAGUUAUUAUGCCAAGAAGGAAACUAGGAUCACAAGGUCUUGAAGUAUCAGCAAUCGGUUUAGGAUGCAUGGGUAUGUCCCCAUUACACGGGUCCCCAAAACCCGAAAAAGAAAUGAUUCAAGUAAUCCAAAUCGCCAUUGAAUCCGGCAUCACAUUUCUUGAUACUUCUGAUCUCUAUGGCCCUCAUACAAACACUAUCAUCAUCAGCCAGGCUCUCAAGGGGCCCCACACGAGACAAAAAGUACAACUCGCCACCAAAUUUGGGAUCAAGUCACUCUCCGGUGAUAAAAAGAUGGUGGUUUCCGGCGAUCCUGUGUAUGUGAAAGAAGCUUGUGAUGCUAAUUUGAAGCAACUUGGAAUCGAUUGUAUUGAUCUUUACUAUGUUCAUCGUAUUGAUACAACCAUUCCUAUUGAAAUCACGAUGGGGGCAUUGAAGGAAUUAGUGGAAGAAGGUAAGAUAAAAUACAUAGGGCUUUCGGAAGCUUCACCAGAAACUAUUAGAAGGGCACAUAAAGUUCAUCCAAUAACAGCUGUUCAAUUAGAAUGGUCGUUGUGGACAAGAGAUGCUGAAGAAGAAGUGAUUCCUACUUGUAGAGAGCUUGGAAUUGGGAUAGUUCCGUUUAGUCCUCUAGGAAAGGGGUUCUUUUCAAAGGGUCCGAAGGUGGUUGAGAACUUUGCAAGUGAUGACUUCCGAAGGCAUCUACCGAAAUUUCAAGGUGAAAAUUUGGAGAACAAUAAGAUUGUAUACGAAAGGGUGAAUGACAUGGCAAGAAAGAAGGGAUGCACCCCGUCUCAGCUGGCGCUGACGUGGCUCCUACACCAAGGGGACGAUGUUUGUCCUAUACCUGGUACAACAAAAAUCGAGAACCUUAAACAAAACAUUGGAUCAGUUUGUGUAAAAUUAACGAAUGAAGACAUGUGUGAGCUUGAAUCGAUUGCCGCAGAUGUGAAAGGCGAUAGGUAUUCACCUGCAGUAAUGCAAGACACGUGGAAAUAUGCAAACACUCCACCAUUGUCAUCUUGGAGAAGUGGAUGAAUCUUGGAGGACUUGUUUAGACUAUACGAAAGAUUCUAUGUUUGACUAUUACUUUUUGAACUUUUAAUUAUCAAUUUGAUCAUAGUUUUAUA
Messenger RNA from Lactuca sativa (garden lettuce), 1159 nucleotides. RefSeq names its product auxin-induced protein PCNT115. Lineage: Eukaryota; Viridiplantae; Streptophyta; Magnoliopsida; Asterales; Asteraceae. Gene Ontology annotation, cellular component: cytoplasm. The record is from RefSeq and is a predicted model, not a curated record.